AUGAAGGUCCUCGCAAUCUUGUACUCUGGUGGGAAGCAUGCGGAGGAGGAGUCCCGUCUCUUGGGCACGACCGAGAACCAGCUCGGUAUCCGCGACUACCUUCAGUCCCAAGGCCAUGAGUACAUCGUCUCAGACGAUAAGGAGGGUCCCGACAGCGUUUUCCAGAAGCACAUAGUCGAUGCCGAGGUCCUCAUCACCACGCCCUUCCACCCAGGUUACCUCACCCGUGACCUCAUCGAGAAGGCCAAAAACCUGAAGAUCUGUAUCACGGCUGGUGUUGGUUCAGACCACAUUGACCUCAAUGCCGCUGUUGAAAAGGGGAUUCAAGUGCUCGAGGUGUCUGGUUCCAAUGUUGUAUCCGUCGCUGAACAUGUUGUGAUGUCCAUUCUCCUCCUCGUCCGCAACUUUGUCCCUGCACACGAAAUGAUUGAACGUGGUGACUGGCAAGUCUCAGAAAUCGCCCGUAACGCCUACGACCUCGAAGGCAAAGUCGUUGGCACCAUCGGUGCCGGCCGUAUCGGCUACCGUGUCCUACAGCGUCUCCUCCCCUUCGACUGCAAAGAGCUUCUCUACUUCGAUUACACGGCGCUCCCUGAGCAGGCAGCGAGGACCGUCAACGCGAAGCGUGUUGAGGACCUGAAGGAGUUCGUGUCGAAGUGUGAUGUCGUCACUGUUAACUGCCCGUUGCACGAGGGGACGAAGGGUCUUGUGAAUGCUGACUUGUUGAAGCACUUCAAGAAGGGUGCAUGGCUCGUCAACACCGCCCGCGGUGCCAUCUGUGACAAGGACGCCGUCGCUGCAGCCGUCGCGUCCGGCCAGCUCAAUGGUUACGCCGGUGAUGUCUGGAACGUCCAGCCCGCGCCCAAGGACCACAUCUGGCGCACAAUGAAGAACCCUCUCGGCGCCGGCAACGGCAUGGUCCCCCACUACUCUGGCACGACUCUCGAUGCGCAGGCUCGGUACGCGAACGGGACGAAGAGUAUUUUGGAGAACUACCUCACGAACAAAGACCAGGAGCCCCAGAACAUCAUCGUCGGCAAGAAGGGUUACGAGACCAAGGCCUAUGGCCAGCGCUGAGCGGUUUUGUAUCUGGUGUCGUUCGCAGUCUGCUUGCAUGAUAUGUAUGACUAUGUAGCCGCC
This is a messenger RNA of Stereum hirsutum FP-91666 SS1, 1140 nucleotides long. Its product is annotated as NAD-dependent formate dehydrogenase. The record is from RefSeq and is a predicted model, not a curated record. Gene Ontology annotation, cellular component: cytosol. The transcript has 11 exons. NCBI's taxonomy places the organism in Eukaryota, Fungi, Basidiomycota, Agaricomycetes, Russulales, Stereaceae. Gene Ontology annotation, molecular function: NAD binding; formate dehydrogenase (NAD+) activity; oxidoreductase activity, acting on the CH-OH group of donors, NAD or NADP as acceptor. Bases 1 to 1077 code for a protein of 358 amino acids.